GUCCUAUCUGAAGAAGAUACUUGCGCCCCCCUUAUGUAGGCGCCGUGGAUGAGUGCCGCAUUUGCUGCCCCACCCCUCUUUGCACAGCCCUGUGUAGACCUAAAGGGCUGUGCAUAGAAAGUAAUUCUAAAAAGGGCUCCAUACGUCAAAAAGGUUUGCUUUAGGGCUUACUCAUACAAAUAAAAGAAAGUAUGCUAGCCUUAGUUUAAAAAAGGUUAUCAUUUGUAACUACAAACCUUGAAACUUUUGAAAGAACUAAAUUUAGCCCAUUAGUUUUACAAUUUAAAUCUUUUCCUAUAACAUUGAAAUAGCUGCUAAGACCUUAUGGGUUUUUGCAUAGCAGAUGUUUGAUAUUUUCUCUAUAAAGAUACAGAAAUAUGGAUUUACAAGAACUUACCAAGCUACUGAAAACACAACUGGCUCAUCUUCUUUUAACUGUGAGUUAAUUUCUUAAUAUUUAAAUUAAAUUUCAGUCACUUUAUGCUUAAUUUAUUAUAAAUCUAUGAUUUUUUAUAUAAAUAAAGACACUAAUAUUUUUUGUCUGCCACAACUUUAAUUUUUAACAGAUUCAUGAAGCAAAGGACCUAGUUAUUGAUCCUGACUUGACUAAGCCACUUGACAGAGUUGCUGGAGUAACCUUUUUAAGGGUAUCAAUUCAUAACUGUACCACUUUUUAUGUGUAUUGAUAUUUUAACUGUAGAAUUAGAAACAAUAUAAGAAGUCAUUGUUGCGUUACUGGGUUACAUUGUUUUAUAUAUUUAUAUAUAUAUAUAUAUAUAUAUAUAUAUAUACACACACACAUACAAAGAAAAGAUUGAUAAUGUUAUAGGUAUAACAAUGAAAUGUAAAAAAAUUUUAAAACUACAUAACAGUGUGAAUAACAAUGUUCCUUUGGGAGAUUCAUGUACACAUUCUGUCACUUUUUGUCUCUCUUUACCUUCUGUGUUCUAUACUGCAUGAUCUCUAUUGCUUUUUACAUUACUUGUUUUCAUGGCAGCAUACUUUUUGUUUUUAUUUAUUUUUUUUUCAUUCUUUUUGAUUUGGACAUUAUAUAUUUUUCUUAUAUUUUCAGUUUAGACAGAGUCUUAUUUUGUUUAAAAAAACCUCACCAAUUUAAUUAAUUUUGUUUGACACUCUUAUGAAAAAAUAGUAUGAAAAUCUAUUCAUUAGUUCUAAUAAAUCAUGCCAAUCUUAUGCUGCAUCUUAACUUUAGGAACAUGGUGUUGAUAAAAUAUUCAAGCUGGAAUCAGGACAAAAGAGCUUACCUGGAUGUGAAAAGUAAUUUAGUUUAAAUGCUCCUUAUGUACAAUCACUAUUGCAUUGAACUAGAGAGAGAAACCUAAAUUAUCUUUGAAUUAAUCUUUCUUUUUGUGAAUUUUGCAAAUUACUAUAUAUUUUAGUUAAAAUGCAUAUAUAAUUAGUUGAUCAGUAAUGGAAAGAAAAUUGAAUGGGACAUUCUUUCUUGCUUUGUUAAUAUUUUUAAAAAUUCCUUUUGAAACAGAAAAUAUAGUUUGAAAUAAUUUUUAAUGACAUGCUUUUCUAUAAAUAUUUUAGUCGUAUUUACCUUGUUCGCCCACGAUUAGUGACCAUGAAGUAUAUUGCUGAUCAAAUUAAUUGUGAAAUAGGCAAAGGGGAGAGGAGAAAUUAUAAAAUUGUGCUUGUUCCUCGAAAGGUAAUUAUAAAUUAGACUAGUUAUAAAUUAUUUAACACAUCUUUAGAACUAAAAAAUUUUAUAGUAAAAACUAAAAAAAAAGUCAUAUUUAUUCCACCAAAUAAUUUUGCUUAUAAUUUUUCUGCAGCUCUACAUAUGUGAAUCUAUAUUAGAAAGUGAAGGGGUUAUGGGACACAUCAGCAUUGAUGAAUUUCCCCUUGACUUAUUACCUCUAGACACUGACCUCCUGUCCUUUGAAUUACCUGAAUUUUUUACAUCUUUUUACAUGGUAUGUUUACAAUAUUUCAAAUCACAUGAAACACUUCUUCUUCAUCAUCAUCAUUCAGAUCCAGUGGCCAUUUGGGCAUGUAUCCUUUGGCCUGUGGCAAUUGUGAAGAAUUUACACAUUCUCCGCUACCGUUUUGUUUAUUGCUUCAUAAGCAACCAUAAAAUAUUGUGAGUUAGAUAUCAUGAACUCUGUAAAUGUGAGGAAUCAUUAAAUUGUUUCUUUUUAAAAUAUAUGUUCCUCAAUUUUUUGUUCUUAAAAUGUUUUUAGAGUACUCUUAAGAUUAAUUAUUUAAAUUGUAAUGGUUUUUAAAUGUUGUCUUGGUAAGAAUAUUAAUCUGAGUGCUGAAAAUAUAUAAAUAAUGAAACAACAUUUCCAUUCAUUUUGAUCAAUGUUUGUUUAUAAAAUUGGAAAGUGACCUCUGCUGCAUAAUUUAAUCUUCCAGUUUCAUGCUGCUUAAUGUAUCUUCACCUUUUUAAAAAGCAAAAUCUUCUCUCAUAUUUUCAAAUACCCGCAGUCACUAAAUUUAAAAAAAAAAUCUUAUUUAAAAUUGAUUUGUCUAAUAGGAUCAUGAUACUACAUGGCUUCACACUGUAGCAUCUUCACUUGUAAACUUACAGAGGUUGUUUGGAAAAAUACCAAAUAUUUAUUGUAUAGGAAGAGGUUCCAAGGUAAAAUUACUUAAAAUUACACUAAAUAAUUCAUAUAAAAUACUAAAAUGUUUUUAAAAAAUUUGAAAAAUAAUUUAUUGAAAAAAUUGCUUUUGAAGUAUUUAGUAAAGGGCUCCUAUUUAUGUCAUGUCUAUUCAUCCAUAACAGUUUUUAACAAAACUGUAAUUUGUAAUCUAUUUUUUUUUAAAGAUUUGAUGAUAAAAAUUUGAUAAAAGUCUUACAACUUUGCAGAUUGUUUAUGAUUUAAUGCAAGCAAUGUGUGAGACCCAGAAUGAGCAUAAAGAUGCAAAACACCACAUAGGGCAACUUUUUAUUAUAGAUCGAGGUAAUAAUAAGUCAUUACUUAGCUGGUAUUUAUCCCUCAAUAAAAGUUUGUCUUGAAAUGUUGGUAAUUCAGAGUAAUUUAACUUUUUAAAUUAGACCUUAUAAAAAUUAUGAAUAUUAUCACUGCUUUCUCAUUAUUUGUUAGUGAUAACUGAAGUGAAUCUAAAAAAAAGUAUAAAAAAAAAGAAAAAUUUAUAUUUAUUUUUAUAAGUUUAAUAAUAAAAGCACACAUAAGAACAAUAUGGAAAUACUGUUGUCUGUUAAAGCCACAAGCAUGGAUAAUUUUGCAACAUUUAUUAAUAUAUUGUAGUUUUCUUUUUCAGAUGUGGACUAUGUUUCCCCAUUGUGUACUCCAAUGACAUAUGAGGCAUUGCUGGAUGAAACUUUUAACAUCGAUUGCUGUUAGUUAAUUUUGUAUUUUGAUAAAGAAAAUUGUUUUUUUGGUUUACAUUAGGUUGCCAUUACUGGACAUUCCUUUUGAUGUACCUGGACACCUUUAGAAAGCACAAAUUGACAAGAAGUAAAGCACAGUCCUUUUUUAGUUUGAAAAAAAUAUUACACCAACAGUUAAACUAAUGCUAGACAAAUGUUAAAAUUAGUGCAUAGUAAAAACUAAAAUGUCAAAUUAUGUUUGCAGUAUGGUUUCAGUGAACAUUUAAGUAGCAUAAAAUAGGAACUAAUGUUUACUUUCUUAUUAGUAUUACCAACAUUCCAGGCUAAUUUUUUAUGUCCAGCAGGGAGCUGCAAAACAAGCAACAUCCCUUUCUGUACUUGGCAUUUAUAAAAAACACAUUAUAUUUUUAAAAAAUUUUUUGCAACAAUUAUAGAAAUAUUCAAAUUUGUCAACCUUAAAGGUAAGCUCAAAAUGCAAAAUGGCUCCAACACACUGCUGGUUCUGUCUUGUAAUAUUUUUUUUUUUUUUUAACUUUAUUUUUUAUCUAGCAUUACUGUAGUCUACCUUGCAGUUUUUAGCAAUACUUAAAAUAUUCGAUUUAAGAUACUCAAUUGCAGAUGUAACUUAAUGUUCUUUAUCACUUAAGUGUUUACUUACAAAGCUUUAAGCUUUUUAAAUUGUAUUCCUUAAUGCAUUAGGUUCAAUUUAUUUGAGUAUUUAUAUUCUUUCUUUCUCAGCCAUAGUUAAUUUUGAAACGGAUGUAACACAUGAAGCUAAAGCCUCUAAACUGCUCCUCACCAGUCAAGAUGAGGUAAAUGAGAUAGUGUAAUCCCAUGUCCCAUAAAUUUAGUCAAAUUAAAACAGUAAUAUAGGCUAUUUCAUUUUAACAAUUCUUUACAUUUCAGAUUUAUAGUCAGAUCCGAGAUUGUCAUUUUGCUCAUAUAUUUUCAUAUCUUAGUGGAAAGGCUAAAGAGCUUCAAGGACUUCAUGAUGUAAGCCAUAUAUAUGUGCACGAAUAAAUGAUUAAAUAUGUAAUCAUUAAGAUAGGUGCUAUAUAUUUGUAGAAAAUAUUAAAAAUUUUGGUGAAAAAACGUAUAAAUUUACCUUCAUGUACUUAAAAAAAAUAAGAUAAUACAUAAAACAUUUAGAAAGAACUAUCUGUGUAAGAAUUAUAUAUCAUAGACUAUUGAUACAUUUUAAUGAUUGUAUGGGAGAGUUGUAUAUAGUUGAACAUGAUCAAAUAAUACCUUUAAAUGCUGUAAAUAUUUUCCAAUUUGAUGAUAGAUAAAAAGUUAACAUUAAUUUGUCAUUUUUACAGAAAAAAAAUAAUCUAAAAUCAGUAGGAGAUAUGAAACAAUAUGUUGCAAAUGAACUUCGCAUCUUGAAACACCAGCAGAAAUUACUGGGCAUUCGUAAGUAUUAAUUUUGAAAGAAUUUAUUAGAAAAAUUUAUAAAAUAAAAGCUUUUUUAAAAAGUACCUUUACAAUUGUAAUUAUUAGAAAAUUAUUUUAAUAUUUUUUAUUUUCAUUGGUUGAUUUAUUGCCAUUUUACUAUUAUAAAAAAAUCAUUUACCAUAUAUAUUUGUUCAAAAGCCAAAUUUUUUUGGAAAUAUUUCAGGGGAAUAAAUGAGUGGGUCAUGGGAAAUUUUUAUAAUUUUCUUCAGGUACAUUGAUUCUUAUUCUAUUAUAGAAAACAAUGAAGAAAAUAGUUAUUAACAGAAGUCAACAUAACCAGACUGCAAAAUUGACAGUGUGUAAAAUUUGUUUGGAUGGAAGGCUGGUCUUUGUAUCUCAUUCUUACAAUACAUUCCCAACUGUUCCAUGCCACAUGGUCAAGAUUGUCAUAUUUUAUAAGAUUGUAGAAGCAUUUGAAAUCUAUUUUUAGAACGUUCAUGGUUUGAUAACAAGCUUCAGACUUAUUUAAACUUGCUAGUUGAUUUUUAUAGCAGAAUAUGUUUGUAUGACAAGGCGACAAUGCAAUUCUUUCCAAAUGGCAGUCAUUUAUUUAUAAAAAUAUACAGAAUUGUUACCUUAUAUACCGGUAUGCAUGCAAAAGAAGUGUCUGUUUUAUGCAGAAUCCUGUUUGUUUAUUAGUUUUUAAUCUUUUUACUUACACAAAAAUUAUUUUUUGAUUUAAAAAAAAAAAAUUAAAAAAAAAAUAAUUUGUUUCUUUAGUACCAUAAAGAGAUAUAUUAUUUUAUGGUGUUGGCUAGUGAGCGGGUCACACACUUUUCAAGCUUUUCCUAGCCAAAACUAAGUGGUUUAGCUUAUGAAAAAACGUGCCUAUGAACAAGUAUCUUCUGUAAAUAUUUUAAAUUAGUCAGAAGUCAGAUUAAGAGAUAAAUUUGUUAUUGUUUUUUAAGCAUGAGCAUAUUUUUUUUUUUUUUUAAAAACAUUAAUUUCCAUUUUAGAUAUUGGUGCAUGCGAAGUGAUUAUGAAGACAAAAAAGUCUCAGGACUUUGAUGAAUUCAUCAAAGCAGAGCAGAGUAAGUAACAUACUUAAUAUUUAAUUUUCCAAACUGGAAUGUAGUGAGAUCUGAAGCAUGAGAUAGGUGACAAGCUGUGCAUUUAAUGUUUUGCAGUUUGUGCAAGUUUCCAAGUUAUAACACAUCACAAAAUGUUUUUUUUCAAACAAUUUAUAGAAAUUAAACCCCCUUGAAAUGAAUUGAUCAGAAAUAAAACACAGUGUAGAGGAAAACGUGAAUAGAGACUGAAACAAGGGAUGUUUUGGCUGAAAGCCUUCAACAGGAACCAAAAACAAAUGACAACAGAGAACAAAAGCAUAUCUUAGCUUGGAAGAGUCUAACAGGAAAUCGUAUUAUAAAAAAAAUUUUAAAAAAAAUAAAAUUUAGUGUUAAAAGAAAAAAAAAAAAAAAAAAAAAAAAAAAAAAAAAAAAUUCAAAUAGGAGGGGUACCGAAGAUCACUAUAAUAAAGUGAGGGUUGCAUAGGUAAGUUCCUCAAUUCAUUUGAUCAAAAUCAAAUUAAUAGUGUUGCCAUGGGCACUAAAAUGGGAACCAGCUAUACUUGUCUUGAACACCCAAUGGAGCAAAUUACCCAGGGCGCCUAAUUGAAAUUUAUGGAAAUUACAUCAACAAUAGUGUUGGCAUCACCACCAUGUCUCCAUUUACACCUAUCAGGGUGAACUUGAGCUCUUCAAUAACUUUAUAUGCUCUUUCCACUCAUCCACUGUUUUGUUUUGUCUUUCUUUAGGUUUUCUCCUACCCUGUGUGUUACAUAGAUAGAUAGAUAUUUUUAUUGAUCCUAAUAAAUGGAAAUUUUUUAUUUUUUAUUAAUGGUACAUAUUUUUUUUCAGUUCAGUCCUGAAAAUGCUUGUUUGAGUUUUUUGUUUUUCCAUAAAAUUAUGUUGUAGCAAGACAUUCUGUAAAUUGUGCUGUAAGUAUAACUGUUGAGUUCUUGAGUGAGAACAGUCUUGAAUUUUUUUUUGGAACAGAGUUCUCGUUUUUCCUCUCCAAUAUCAGGGACACUUCUUUUGUCUGUAGCUGAUUUGUCUUUAAAUGGUUGUUUUGAUCUACCAUAUCAAUUUUUUCUAAUAUGAUGGAUAUUGCUUUGUCUUGGUUUAUGGCAACAAAGUUCACAAAAAAUCCAUGUAACAGCUGUUCCUCAUGAUAAAAAACACAAGAUUAUCAGUCAAAGCAGAUAAAACACAUUCAACACGACUUGAUCCCAAUGUAAACUUUGUAAAACCCACUAAACUAUUACGAAAGCUGAAAAAUAUGCACAGAUGAAAUCCAGUCAGCUGCAGAGCGGCGCCCUGGAAGUAUUACACAGUAAUAUUUCUUGUUUCAAUCUGAACGCUGUCUUCCCCAUAUUCUGCUAGUAAUGAAUUAGCACGAACUACUGGUCUAACUUGUGCUGACCUUUUAUGUUCUUAUGUGUUUACACAACUACCGGUAGCAGCUUUGAUACUUAAAAAAUUAAGGAACACAAUUUAGUAUAAUUUGUUUAAAAGCACACUUUGACUAUGGAAAUGUAAUGUGCAGAACCAGAAUGUUAAAACAAAAUUUUUACUGUACUUUUUUCUUAAAUUUCAACAAAAUAAAAGAGAAUCAUCAUAGUUAUUCUAUACAAAAUUAUAACUUUUAUAUUUCUAAGGUUUAUUAGAAGGCACAGAAAUCAAAGAAAAUAUGUCUUACAUUGAGGAAUGCAUACAUAAACAAGUAAGUAAUUGCACAUUUCCUUUCAAAGAAAUGAAAACUUCAUUGAAAUAAAACAUUUGUGACUGAUGAUAUUUGAAACUAUAUUAAAAUAAAAGACCAGAUAAAUGUAUAAAAUAAUUAUCAGUUCAAAUGAAAAAUUUGAAAGUUUUUUAAAAAUUGAAAAUGCUAAGAGACAAAUAAUGCCUCCCACCUUCCUCUUUGUAUUUUAUGUGCUUAUUUUUUAAUCUAAAAAUAUCAUUGCAAACUACAAGCAUUAUAAUGCCAAUAGGUGAUAUGUUUAUAAAUUCCCGCUACAAUGGCAUUACUUUUGGUUCUAACAUGAUUGAGAAUCAAUGCUUUGCUUUAAUGUGGAUGGUAAAUGAGAAAAAAUGUUUUUUUUACUAUAAUUAUUCUAUUUGGGGAAUAGUUUAGUUUUUCUUAGGCUAAAUAAAAAAAGUAACCAUAAAAAAAAAAAAACUGAAAUGAAAAGUUCAUGGCAAAAAUUUUGAUAGCCAUUAGACUCAGGGCUUACUGUUGAUGAAAUAUGAUUGGAAAUCGUACUUUUGUUUUUGUUUUUUUUACACAUUUUUUUGAGUUGCAAAUGGUGGUAAAGAAAGACAUAAAUAUACAGUAACCAAUUUUCCCCAUUGAUUUUUAUCCAUAGUUUUAAUUAGAUUAGGUUGGGAAAAACAAAAUAAGUUUAUUUAGAAAAUGACAUCAUAAGGACUUAUUUCAAAUUUUAUGUGUUGUGUCUUUCCAAUGUAAAUACUUGGUUUCCUAAAAUGCAUGACAUUAAUCAAUUAACAUUUUUAAAAUGAAUUUUACUCCAGUAUUAAUUGAACAUAUAUAUUAUUUAUAUAUUAAACUUAUGGAGAUUUCCAUUUUUAGUUUAUUCAUAUUUCUUCACAAAAAUUCAGUGAAUUUCCUUUUUUUUAAUAUAUAUUUAUUUACAGUUUUCUUUAGUUCAGACAUUGCGACUACUUUGUCUUCUUUCUCUUACCCAAGAAGGCCUCAACCCCAGGGAUUACAAGGCCUUUAAAACAGGUUUUCUUCAUGUAAGCCUAAAACUAAAAUAACGGUAGCUUUUGUGGUCUAGUGUGCUCCUAAUAAUAUUCUGUGUUUGUUAUAUAAAAGAAAUGAGAAUCACUUUACUCUGCAGUCUCUCCUCAAAGUCCUUACACAUGACUUAAAACAUCCAUUAAUUUACUUGACAUUGUUUUUAAUUACUUUGAAUGAAUAUUUAAAGACCCUCAACCCAACUUUAAACAAAAUUAAUUCUAAAUCAUAGUUUUUAUAUUAAAAAAAAGGUUCUCAUUGAUAUUGCAGAGCCAUGGAUUUGAGCAUCUUGUUACGUUUUUCAACCUGAAAAAAUUGGGAAUCUUGACUGAGCAAGAAACAGCCCCAAACUCAAUUUCAAGGAAGUCAAAUUAUAAAUUUUACAAUCGGAAAUUUAAUCUGGUCCCUAAACAGUCUGCUGACUUGGACUUGAAGAAUCCCAAAGAUAUAUCAUACAUAUUUAGUGGAGCCUACACACCAUUGCCUUGCAAGUUGGUUGAGCAGGUGAGGUCAACACAAUAUUUAUAUUGAAUGUAAUUAGAUUUGUACAAUUUUCUGUAAUAAGCUGCUUGAAGAAACAAAAUUGGAAUAAUGAUGAAUAGUGGAGUGCAUUUUUUGAAUGCCAGUGUGCAAAAGAAUCUAUUUUUCUAUUGAGUUUGAAAAGCAAUCCAAUCAAUGGGUUGAUUUUUUAUACAGUCCUGGAAUCUAGGGGAAUUAGCGGCUAUCUUAAAAAUAAAAUAUGUAUCUUUUUUGUGAUUCAGAACUUUUUUGUGUGUGGUAAUUUUGGAGGAGCAGUUUCAGCCCCCUUUUAGCCCUCAAUACACUCAAAGUACUACAAAAAACUUCUAAAGAUCUUCUACACUACUUUAAUUAUUUUUUUUAAAUGAGCACCAUAAAUGCAAAUUAUUUUGUACUAUUGUUAUUAGUCUGAGUAGGUUUAAUGGCUCUAAUGUAUUAUAUUAUGUUAUCUAGAUAAAAUGUUUAAAGAACCAUUAUUUAUAUUGAGAUUUAUUCCUUAUAUCAAAAUCCUGCAACCCACAGAAUUUUGUGCAGAUCAUAUGUGUCACAUCAGUGGUUGAAAGCUACUGUUUUAGAGCAACUAAUUUAUUCAUGAGUUUCAUUAAAGCUUGGCUAUUGAAAGCAUUUUUUAAAAUUUUUAUUUUAAGAUCCUCACUCGUGAGACCCUUAUUGGAUUAGAAGAUGUUGGAAAAUGUUGUGGUGGGUUGCAUUCUGACCUUAAAGUAAAACAAAGAGCUUUUGGACCAGGUGGGUACUCGUUAAAUAAUUUAGCUAUAGGAAUUAUUGUUACUUCUUUGAAUUCAAGUUGUGUUGUUUUUUUUAAAUUGAUUUAAAACAAUGUAAAGCAUUAUAGAUUAUAUUCUAAACAUAUAAGAAAUGGUACUAAGUCUUUUGUUGUGAUUCUCUUAUUUUACAGGGAGAACUGGUCAAGUUAUAACUGACCCUUCACUUAAAGUAGUGCUGGUGUAUUUUCUAGGAGGUUGCACAUACAGUGAAAUUGCUGCCCUACGGUUUCUUGCCAAAACACUAGGUUUGCUAUUUCAGACCUGUUUACUCUUACGAUUUUGGUGUACAAUGUACGAUUUUGAGGUGUACAUUAUAAAUACUGUAUGUUUAUUUUUUACUAUUAAGAUAAUGUAUUGAAGGAUUUUGUGAUGAUAUUGUACGAUUUUUAAGAGUUUGGGGAUAAACAGGUCUGCUAUUUUGUUUAUCUACAUUAUUAAUGAGGCAGAGACAUUUGAAUCAUUGCAUAAAUAAUUUUUGGUAAGGGGAAAACAGUUACUUUACAGAUUAUUCAGCUUGUGUACGGCUCUGUUCACUUCAUCUAUGGUAAUAGUCCCUAAAUAGAUGCUAAGCUUGUCUUUGGCCUCAGCAGAGUUUGCAAGUGGUUAUUAAGGUACUGUGCAGUUUAAGAGCUUUACAGAAUAUUGCUUCCAGCUGUGUAACUCCUUGGUGAUGGUAGUACAAUCUUUUUUUCAGUCUCUGCAAGUUCUUUGCAUUGUUUUUCUUAUCUCUUUCUGUUCUUUACUUCCUUUUCCAUUUUUCUAUAUUAUUAUUAUUAUUAGUGGUGGUUUUAUAUAGCGUGAGUACCCCAGUCUAGGGCUGGGCUCACCACACUGUACAUACAAUUCAACAAACAUAAUCAUGAACUUAAACAUUAACAUACAUUAAUUAAAUGUAACAAAACAAAGGGAUAUUAACUUUACACAUUCAAGAACUAUUUACAUGUCAAGCCAUGUACGGCUACCCAGCAGCAUCAUUUAAUCGAUCAGAGGCGGGUAUCAGUCGGGAUAUUGAAAUUAAAGAGAUGUGUUUUGAGUGCAGUUUUGAAGGCUGUGAUGGUCGGUAUAUUGUGAAUGUGUAGUGGAAGAGAAUUCCAUUGUUUGGGGGCACAGAAAGAAAACGAUCGAUCACCGUAUGUUUUUGUGCGAGUCUUGGGGACAGAAAGAAUAUGCGCGUCUGCGGAGGAGUGAAGCUGUCGAAGGGGUGAAUAGAGAGAAGUUCGGUUAGAUAGGUAGGGGAAGAAUUUGAGAAAAAGUUGUGGCAGAGAACAGAGAGUUUGUAGUCAAUCCGUGCUUGUGCAGGGAGCCAAUGAAGUGAAAGAAGUGGUGUGAGGUGAUCAUGUUUUUUUUUUUGCCUUUAGUACUAGCCUAGCAGCUGAGUUUUGAACCUUUUGUAAUUUUUCUAGGAAGUGUUUUGAUGAAACUGAUAGAAGAGAGUUUCAAUAGUCAAGAUGAUAGAGAACUAGAGCACAGACUAGGGUUUUUGUUUCUCUUUCCUUUCAUCAUCCCGUUGGCGUUACAACCCAUGUAGGGCUUUAGCCUGCUUCACUAUAUCCUUCCAAUCAGACCUGAUUCUUUUUUUUUCAUGCUUAGAUUCCCAGCUGCUGUUGAUCCCUCUCCACAUCAUCCAUCCAUCUAAGCCUAGGUCUGCCUUUGAGCCAUUUUCCUCUGGGGUUUCGGUGAUGCACCCUCUUUUUACUCCUCUGUCCUUUGGCAUUCUUUCUAAAGUUCCAACCCAGAGUAGCCUACCCUUUUUUUAUUUCUACUAUUAGUGUGGGAUCCCGAUAAAGAAAAUGCAAUUCCUGGUUGGUUCGUAUUAUCCAUCCAUAUUUAUCCUUUUUUUAUUUUUUAUAUUUUCUGGAUAACUUUCUUCUCCCAUGUGUUAAAUAGGUUUUCUGCCAUUUUUGUGAGGGUCCAAGUUUCUCUUGUGAAUGUAACAAUUGGUCUGAUUACAAUUUUUUAUAUAGUUUUCUUUGUUUUUCUUGUAAUGUUUUUAAUUUUGAGUAUUUUAUGACUACUGGAAAUAGUAUGGCCUGUUUCUGGUAUAUAUUCUCUCUUUCCUUUAGUCUGAAUUGGAGUCAAGGAUUCUCUUCUUUAGUAAUCUACUUUCUUCACUUUUUACUCAGGAUGACAGUGCCCCAACCAUCCUUCUCUAUCCUGACUUAGACUAGGUUGUGGUAUGAGUUUUCAAUAUUUUAAAUUAGUUUUAAAAAAAGUUAAUUUCCAUUUAUUUCAGAAAUUCGGAUUAUAGUGGCAACAACCGCAAUCAUCACAGGAAACUCUUUUCUUGAGCAACUUAUUGAAAAACCAACAAGAUAAUCUUAAAUUGCUUAUUUUUUUUUAUCUUAGUUUUAUACAUAUCUUUCACAUAAUGUUCUUGCCACAAAAAAUUGAAUUUAUAGGUUUUUAAAAAUGAAAUGAAUGAUUUUGAUAAGCAUUUAGUUAUUAUAUUAAUUAUUUAUAAAUAUUUACAUUUCUGUUACUUUGUCCGGGAAUUAUAAUUUAUAUGCUGAUUAUAUUCUGGUGUCAAAAGUUGAUUAACAUCUUAAUUUUAAAAAAGUUUCUUUAGAGUCACUAUUGUACGUAUAGCGUAUGUGAUUGUUGUGCUUGGUUUAUAAUUUCCAGUGGAGUAGUUUUAAAACCUGUUUAUGUAGAAAAUAAGUUUGUUUUUUUUUCACACCAAAAUGCAAAAAGCAUAUUUGUGAUAACACUUCCCGUGUUGAAAGAAAUCGUACAGUACAGCAUUUUGUCUUCAUGAUGAUGAUAUUUGUAUUACUGGUAUCAAAAUCAGUUGCACAACAUGUGAAGAGGCUUAAUUUUUUUUAGUUUUGUAUAUAUACUGACCUAUAGUUAUAAUGAUUUCAUCCUGCAUUCCAAAAUCUACUUUUAACAAAUAAUUCUAAAUUUAUUUUCCACAUAAAACAAUUUUUUUUUCAUUGUGUUAAUGCUUUAAAUUAAUAAGCUAGGGAAAUAUUUAUGAAAUUUAAUGGGAAAUAUAACUACAUAAUAAUUAAUAAUACCUUAGAAAUAUUGGCUGUAAGUGUUCUCCCGCAAACAGAACAACUGAAAAAAACAAAAUAGAGAACAAAUUUUUAACCAAAAAAAAAUCAAAAUAAAUUGUUGGCUUUAGAGAUAACCCAGAAAGUCAAUGAGGUAGUGAAUGAAAUGUCAAAGUUAUAAGCUCACAACUCAUGAAUUUGAUCUCAACAUGUGAGUGGUAAUAAACACAUUUUUUCUAUCAAAGUAAGUUAUAAUUGAAAGUUGGUCAUAAGUCAUUUCUUUGGUGUAAGUGUAAGCAAAUUCUCAGUACUGUUUCAGAAAAGUGAUAUCAGUUUUUAAAGGCAUAUUAUCAAAUCAACAUUUCAUCAACCUGGGGUAAAACAAACAACUGACAGCAAAUUCAGUCUUGCAUUAUUGAUCGAGGGAAGGGGAGACAGGAUCUCCUGGUGGAGUAACAUGGAGUAGACUAACCAAUGGAAUUUUUAAAAAAAAACACCCUUUUAUUAAUAAGUAAAAAGAAAGUAAGAAAAAAAAGAUAAUAACAUUAGUACAUAGGCCUAUAUAUUAUAUUUGUUGUAAAAAGGAAAAUAAAUUAUUUUAAUACA
Messenger RNA from Lymnaea stagnalis (great pond snail), 13445 nucleotides. The record is from the annotation of a GenBank genome assembly. NCBI's taxonomy places the organism in Eukaryota, Metazoa, Mollusca, Gastropoda, Lymnaeidae.